Molecule: messenger RNA, 829 nt
Organism: Chara braunii
Lineage: Eukaryota; Viridiplantae; Streptophyta; Charophyceae; Charales; Characeae
Source: the annotation of a GenBank genome assembly
CGGGUUCACCAUCGAGCGUCAGACCAUUGCCGACUUCAGGCACAAUGCAGCCCCCCUCCCAUGCUGGGGGUGCUGGUGCUGACACAUGCAGAUUGGAUGCUGGCAACGGGGGGCUGGCAUAUGUGCGAUAUGAGGGUGGUGAUGUUGGGGGUCUUGAGACAGUCGAGGCAGAGUCACGAGCUGAGAGCUCCGACGAUGGCGAGAAGUGUGAAGCCGCAGAGGCUAUUGUACACGGACGCUGUAUUUGGCAUAUGCGCGGCUGGCACAGAUGGCGGGAUUCAUGGAGGGGAGGAGGAGAUGGUGGACAAGGGCAGUGCGCCUUUGGAUGAUGACGCAACACAUGUUGAGGAGGAGGGAGCAACGGUCCACGCAGGCCACAAUGCUCCGUCGGUGCGAGAUGGCGAGACCGAAGGGCAUGUUGAGGAGGAGGGAGCGACCGUCGAUAUGUCCCUCGCGAUUAUUGUUAGGCCCCCGUCUGUGCGAGAUGUCGAGACAGGAGGGCAUGUUGACUGUUGACUCGGGACGCCCGGUCUCUUUCUUUGCAGGUGGGUACUCCGGGGAGAUGCCUCGGUGGGAUGGCAGGGAACCAGGGGAGUGGACACCGACCCCUUUACAUCUAGAGCAGCUGGAGAGGUUGGGGACGGAGGACACUUUCCCGUUCACCGGUGGACAGCCGUCGCCUCCGGCAUGGACACCAGUGAGCCCUAGGUGGACUGGAUUAUCGCUGUCUGACAUCCGCGAGCGGGAGUCCUUGGACAGACAGGUGACAGUGUUUUCAGGCGGGGUUGCCAGCAGCCAUGUGAAGACACCGCUACGCCCUUUACCUCGA